Molecule: messenger RNA, 618 nt
Organism: Aspergillus homomorphus CBS 101889
Lineage: Eukaryota; Fungi; Ascomycota; Eurotiomycetes; Eurotiales; Aspergillaceae
Exons: 3
Coding region: 1-618 (205 amino acids)
Source: RefSeq, a predicted model, not a curated record
AUGUUACCGCUUAUUACGUCAGGUGAUUGGGGUAUACUCCUGAUUACUGCUGCCGGGACUGUACUUGCAACUACCGCCGGACAUCUCCCACAAUGGGAGAAGGAGAAGUGGGCUUGUCGCAAGCGAGCCAGCCCGCCUUAUAUCUUGACCAGGGGCAACGGAGCCCAGCAUGCCGUUGCCAUUCUCGGCAACUGUGAAGGCUUGAACCUGGAAGAUAUGGCAUCGGGGUACCUCGAAACCGAGACUACUCUCCGGGCACGAACAAAUUUAUGGUAUCUUCUGAUCGUGGGCGUUCUCGGUAUCUGUCAGAACGUCUUAGCCGCGGGGCUGGCGCGGACUCAGGAGCCCCUUGGAAUGCCUCUGGACAUCGAAAAGGCGUACGGUGGGAAAAGCGUGAUGGGAACAUUGAGGGCCGUUGAAGAAGAAUACCGGGGCGUAGGCCACAGUAUGCUGGGUGUAUUCUUCCCUAAUGGGAUUAAUUCUGUCGAGGAGGAGCAAUGGGAGAAGAUCGAGCGGGAGCGGGAGGAGCGCGAAAGGGGGGGGUGGCCCAAGGAGAGGAGAAGACGGAGCAAGGGGCCGCAGACGGAGGAGACAUGGGAAAAGAAGAAGUACACGUAA